AUGUUGCUUAAGGAUUUAGGCUGUCGCCACGUCCAGACGACGGCGUAUCAUCCGGCCGCUAACGGCAUGGUGGAGCUUUUUCACCGCCAGUUGAAGGCAGCGCUACGUGCGCACGCAGAUCCUUCAUGGUCUGAAACGCUUCCUCUCGUUCUUCUAGGCUUAAGAAACACGGUUAAAACCGAUUUCGACGCCACACCAGCGCAGCUAGUCUACGGUUGCACGCUGCGGUUGCCCGGACAACUGGUAGCACCAGCCCCAUGUACUUCCACUUUUGACUACGGAAGUUACACUGACCGAUUGGGUCACCAGAUGCGUGAGCUACGUCCACCCGCUCCUCGAUCGCAAAAGACACCAGUGUACGUGCCCGAGAAGCUGUCUACGUGUUCACACGUCCUUCUUCGCGCAGACGUUGUUCGACAGCCUCUUCAGUCGCCGUACAUAGGACCCUUCAAGGUGCUGCAUCGUGCGAGUAAGGCGUACACUAUUGCCCGCGGUGGUCGACACGAAGUCGUCACCAUCGACCGUCUAAAACCCGCUUUUAUGGAAGGGAGCACCUCGCCUACUUCGGCGCCAUCUCCAUCCUCCCUACACUGGCCCUUUCAGAGUUCUGCAACGGACUCCGAAACAUUUUACUAUAGACCAGAAUGGUCAUCGAACAACUGUGUCCAUCGACCGACUCAAAGUGGCUUUCUUUGA
This is a messenger RNA of Dicrocoelium dendriticum, 696 nucleotides long. NCBI's taxonomy places the organism in Eukaryota, Metazoa, Platyhelminthes, Trematoda, Plagiorchiida, Dicrocoeliidae. The record is from the annotation of a GenBank genome assembly.